Molecule: messenger RNA, 3696 nt
Organism: Calypte anna (Anna's hummingbird)
Lineage: Eukaryota; Metazoa; Chordata; Aves; Apodiformes; Trochilidae
Product: CDC42 small effector protein 2-B
Exons: 6
Coding region: 817-1047 (76 amino acids)
Biological process (GO): regulation of Rho protein signal transduction
Cellular component (GO): plasma membrane
Molecular function (GO): small GTPase binding
Source: RefSeq, a predicted model, not a curated record
GCGCCCCGGAGAGGGUUCGCGUGGAAACCUUGAGUCUCCGGGAGGAAGGUGGUGGUGUCCUGUGCCCCGGCACAAACAUUCCUGUCCUGGAGGAUGACACUCUGACUCAUGCAGAGGAAAAGAAGAAUUCUGUCGUGAAACACAACAGGAAGACCUCCCGUGCUGCUGUGUGCCAGGAGGACACCUGCAGCACUGCCGCAGGGGUGGAAGUGAGCCACAGGCUGCAUGGAUAGUGCCGGGAGAGCCGCACGGCUGCACGGAGCUGACGCCAAACCCGGGCGCUAUUUCUGGUUUCCGUUCUGCGUUUCUGACACCUGUGGGCGAGCGUCAAGUGCCCAGCGGAGCUCUGCAGCGCUGCACGGAGCUGAGGAGCUGUGGCAGGGCCCGGGAUCACAGUGAAGCGUUCUUGCUGAGCGGCUGGGAUUCUAACCCAGGAACAUGGGCUGCAAAUGCUCUGGAGUUGCCGAGGCAGGAGCUGGCUGCGUGCCAGCGCUUGGAUGAGGACGCAGCGUCCCCUCAGGACUCCCCGGGAGCAGCAGGUACCACGCAGUUAACAAGAACUUAUGCCAUGGUCUGGGAAUAAAUGUGCAGAGUUGUUAAUCCUGAUUUCUGACAUGAAUAUACUGAUUUGAAAUUGAUGCUGCUCUUCUGUCCAUGUGUCCUCCUCGGAUGCUUUCUGUACUCUUUACAGUGAUUCUGCACAAGCAAUUCCUUCCUAAACUCACUUCAGAAACUGCAUCUUGGGCUUUCUACUGCAUUAACUCCCAGAGAAAUAAUUUCCUUUAACAAGACCUUAUUAACUACUGAAAAAAUAUAAUGACUGAGUUCCUGGUUUGUUUUAAUUGGUGCAAUGGUGAACAGCCCCAGACGAAGAGGCGUCGGAGACUGGACAGGAAUAUGAUUGGGGAACCUAUGAACUUUGUACACACUGCACAUGUUGGGGCGAGAGAGAUGAGCAGUGACUUUUCAUCAACUGUAUCAAUUCAGGACCACAUGAAGUCUAAAGGUGGCUACACAAGUGGCACUUCUGCAACUGCUGAGAUAUAGGAAACAGAGAAGGCUGAAAUCUGCUCUGUCUUAUGAGGACCCCCUGGACUGUGCUUUCACAUUCUCUAAAACCUCUUUAUUAUGGAGUAGGGAGAGCACUUGAAGUAUAAAUAGGUCAGUGCAAGCUUUGGUGUUCUUAACACAAUAGCUUCUGAAGGAAUUUUUGUAAUUUAUUGUUAAAAUGGUCUGUCAUGUCAAUGUUAUGGUAGCAACUGUAAUUUAUCACUCUGGGUGACUUCCUAGCUGUGUCCCAAAAACCUCACAAAGCAGAGUUUGGAUGUAGGAGGUUACUGGAAGUCAAUAUGAAUUGUCUGGAGUUUUGGUAUCUGUCUUUUUCUCCUCUGAAGAAACGCAGAGGUUGGUUUCAUUGGAAGAUAUCACAUGUUUGCACUUCCUAUAUGGGCUAAACUGAAUUGCUAAGUAGGACCUUGUAGUCUGUAAUGUAACUUUGGAGUCUGUUUUUUAUAUGGAUUACAACCUAAUGCAUAGAUCUACUGAGAUGUACUUCGGUAUUUUUUAAUUUCUUUUAAUAGUAAGUGAACUCUAAAUGUAAAAUAAUCAAUUGAGUCUGCAAAAUCCAGUGAAACUUUUGCUGUGCUGUGAUAACACUUUUGCAGCUAAAAAUAGAGAUUUUACAAGCAUACCUGCUCUUGAAUGAGGCUUUGAAAACCAGGCAUUUCCCUGUGUGUCUGGGCUGCCUCCCUUCCAUACCUGCACUGCUGUGACUGACAGUAUGAACUAAUAAGAUGUAACAGUUCACUUCAAGUGGUGCUCACAACUGUGUUAAUUCUGUAUGACUGCUCUUGAAUUUUAAACUAAACAUAUUUAGAUCACUCUCUCCAUUUACCCAUCCAUAGCAGUAACUCAGAGUUCCAGCACUUUGUAAAUAUUUAAAUAGCCAUAAAUAUGUAACCAUACCCAAACUAGUUUAUUAUUUUGUUCUUUCAUCUCAUUUUUCUCUUAAGUGAUGUGAGAAAGCUGCUGAAGUAGAGCUAGGUUUUUCUUUUACCUAAUCACUGACAACUGCUCCCUGGCUCAAAAUUCUGAAUGACUACCCGUGCAGAAAUGGGAAAUCUUGCUGUCAUGGGAUUAGCUAAAUACAGGGGUAUAAGUCACUGCCAUAUCAGCACCAGUUAUGCUGGAAGUCAGUGGAACUCUCUCCUUGCUUAGGCAUAAAAUGAGUUUUGAAUUUUUUUCCAUUUUAAGAGAACAUCUAGCUGGCAAAUACUUCAGCUUGUAUGAUUCUGUUUAUGGAUUGUGAUACUUCAUAAAUCCAGACAGAUGGGACUGCUGAAUUGUUAAACUGGCUUACAGAAGGCAGCUCUGUGUUUCUGUAUGCAAUUAAAAAAGAGAAUGAAAAAAACCAACCCCUAUUUCAUCUUCAAGGGCCAAAGAGGAAGAGAGGAUGUUACUUUCUGUAACAGUUAACAGCUGAUCAUAACAUUCUGCAUCCACAAAGGAGAAAUCUAAUAUCCAUUUCUUGAUAGAUCCUUACUCUUGCAUUACUAUGCAUGCCAAAUUUAAAUACAUUUUAAAAUUAGCAUGAGUUGGCUGUACAUUUUGCUUUUUUAAGUCUUUUAUAUAUUUAUGUUCUAAGGGCAGAUUUAUUCCAACAGCUUAGUUAAGAUGCAGAGUUCAAAGAAGCUAAAUCCUGUAAACUGCUGAGGAAGCAUGAAGUGGCCAAGUUGUUGUAAAGAAUAGAUUCUAAAUUAAUCUGCUAUUAAAUCGAUUUCAUACAACCAUUGUUCAUAUCUGCCCAGAAAAAAUUGUGAUAGGGAAGCUGUCAGGUAGAAGGGAACUUGUGUUUUAAUGUUGUAAGAGGGCAGAUUGUGCUGUAUUCAUAACUAGAAAUAAAGGAGUUGGUGAUUGUGUCAGUUCUCUCUAAAAAUAAAUCAACAGACCCAUAUUUAUUAAAAAAUCCUAAUUUUCAUCAUGUUAAUCAAGUUGCACUAUCUGGUGUAAAACUAACCUAUUUUUAUCAGAUUCUAUAGGACCAUGCUAGGGUGUCACAUCAUUAAAAGGAAAUUCAUUGCUAUUGCAUUAAGAGUGCCAUUACUUUGAAAAUCUAAAUAAAUAAAAGUAUGCCUUGGGAGUUAGGGUUUUUCUUGUAUAUUUAGCAGCCUUAUCUAGCUGUAAUCUGUGAUGUAACUCAGUAUAAACCUUUCUUCAUAAUAAUAAUAAAUCUGUUGAACUAAGCACUUGUACUCUUCAUAUUGAUGAAAAUCCUGCUAUUUUCUCUGUUUAACCUGUUGGUUAAGUGGGUGGAUCAGCACAAUUUAAAUUUGUUGCACAAAAUCAUAUUUCUCCACUAGAGAGCACAAUUUUACACCAAUGCUUUUCUCUCUGCUCUGUGCAAGCUAUUACUCCGUUGUGGGGGUUUUUGGUUGAUUGCUUGGUUGUUUUUGAGCUUAACUAGAAAAAAAUACAGCAAAUAAGACCAAAGGAUCAACCUUUUUCAUCUGAGUUGUAGGCUGUAGAAACCUUGUAUCAGCACAAUGUGGUGAUGAAACAUUACAGCUCUGUAUGGCUGAUGGCACUGUAUGGUUUUUUCUUGUAGUUGGAAGUAAAAUAAUUUGCAAGAGAAGCAGGGUCAAGUCUUCUAUAGGUAGGAGUCUGCAGACUUAACACAGUACCCCUCUGCUACCCUAA